This is a messenger RNA of Coniophora puteana RWD-64-598 SS2, 1653 nucleotides long. Its product is annotated as cytochrome P450. Bases 1 to 1653 code for a protein of 550 amino acids. Gene Ontology annotation, molecular function: monooxygenase activity; heme binding; iron ion binding. The transcript has 10 exons. NCBI's taxonomy places the organism in Eukaryota, Fungi, Basidiomycota, Agaricomycetes, Boletales, Coniophoraceae. The record is from RefSeq and is a predicted model, not a curated record.
AUGGCGACACCUGUAAAUGAGGCGCAUACCGCCUUCUUGAAUGGUAUCAAUUCAUGGGCUUUCUCUCUCUCCGCCCUGACAAUAUGGUGGCUCUGCCAUCGUCGGAGCUGGCCCAUGAGCGUCAUCUUCUCCUACAUACUCGCAACUGCAGCGUUCGCCAGUAAACGCGCAGACCUUAAUAUGCUGCGCGCCGCUGGCUAUUUCUUUGCACAUUUUCUAACUCUCGGGCUCGUAGUGAUCGUCUACCGUCUUUCGCCGUUCCAUCCUCUUGCUGCUUUCCCUGGACCCCUGCUCUUCAAGGUUGCGGAUCUCAGGUUGUUUUUCAGCGUCCUCCAAGGAUACAGGUACCUGGAGAUAGACGCCAUGCAUAAGCAGUACGGUGACGUUGUGCGCAUCGGGCCCAACAAGCUGUCCUGGCUUUCGCUCGGUGUGCAGCACCAGUUCUACAAGGGGUCCAAGAGUUUGGACAAGAGUCUCUCGUACCGUGUACCCGAUCGCUCCUUCAUCGGCCUAUUCUUUAUGGAGGAUCGCGAGGAGCACGCCGUGAGGCGAUCUAUGUGGGCGCCUGCAUUCUCGCAAAACAUGAUGGACCGCUACUGGCCUAUACUCUGGCGUAGUGUCACAGAGUUCAUGGAAUGUGUGGAAAGGCGUGUGGACAGUAGGGGGAUUAUAGACAUUACCAGCGCGUUGCAGCAUUGGUCAUUUGACUUCAAUAUUUACUUCAUUUUCGGAAAUCACAGCUAUGAUAGUAUGAUGGUAAACGGUGAUCCACGAAAGCUCGUCGAAACCGGACAGGAGGCAACCGUGCAAUUUGAAGCUUUGGGGGACGUGCCUUGGCUGCUGCACAUCCUGUGGUAUCUCCCUCUUCCCAACCCAAUGUUUGUCUUGAACAACUUCGCCCUCGAGAUGAUCCGAAAGCGAAAGAGUCUUGGAACGCCUGACCCUCCUGAUCUCUGUUCUUACCUGCUCGGUGAAGACGGUAAACAUGAAGGCCUCAAUGAGCAAGAGCUGGUAGCUGAGACUGCGUUCGCGAUCCAAGCAGGUGGUGACACAAGUGCAGCCGUUCUUAAUUUUGGCUUCUACCACCUCAUCACGAAUCCCGAAGCAUACAAGAAACUCCAAGCCGAACUCGACGAAGCAUUCCCGGACGCCGACUCCGACGAAAUCACGCCGCAGAAACUCGCGAGCCUACCCUACCUCAACGCAGUUGUCAAGGAACAGCUCAGACUCAGCACGCCCUUUGGGCAGAUGCCACGCGUCAUCCCUGGCGACGGCCUCGUCCUCGAAGGGCGCUUCGUUCCCGGCGGCACAAUCGUUGGGUCGCCGACAUACGCCAUGAAUGUCACAGAGAAAUACUGGUCUCCGGACCCGCUGAAGUUCCGUCCUGAGCGGUGGUUGCCCGGCGGACUCGGGCCAGGGUCCAUCACGGACGAGAACGCGUUGUCGUCGUUCCAGUUCGGUCCCUUCGGUUGCCUUGGCAAGGCUUACGCCAUUCGCGAACUGCUCCUGAUGAACGUGCGGUUUUUGCUCGCAUACGAUGUCGCGCUGGCACCCGGUUACGACGGUGAAGAGUUCGUUCGGAAGGUGGUGAACAUGAAAACGACGAUCUUUAGGAAGAAGCUGCUCCUACAGGUCAGGAAGCGCCGUCGAUAA